Saccharomyces eubayanus is the source of this 1314-nucleotide messenger RNA. RefSeq names its product ATP-dependent RNA helicase DBP8 (gene DBP8). Bases 1 to 1314 code for a protein of 437 amino acids. The transcript has a single exon. Lineage: Eukaryota; Fungi; Ascomycota; Saccharomycetes; Saccharomycetales; Saccharomycetaceae. The record is from RefSeq and is a predicted model, not a curated record. Gene Ontology annotation, molecular function: ATP binding; RNA helicase activity; nucleic acid binding.
AUGUCCGAAAUUGCUAAAAGCACCGAUUUCAAGUCUUUAGGCCUAUCGAAAUGGCUUACCGAAUCGUUAAAGGCUAUGAAGAUUACUCAGCCAACCGCCAUUCAAAAGGCUUGUAUUCCUAAAAUUCUGGAAGGAAGAGAUUGUAUUGGUGGUGCCAAGACCGGUUCUGGUAAAACUAUUGCGUUUGCCGGACCUAUGUUAACCAAAUGGUCCGAAGACCCAUGUGGGAUGUUCGGGGUGGUUUUGACGCCCACCAGAGAGUUGGCCAUGCAAAUAGCCGAACAAUUUACUGCGCUUGGUAGUAACAUGAACAUCAGAGUAUCUGUGGUGGUCGGUGGUGAAAGCAUUGUUCAACAGGCUUUGGAUUUACAAAGAAAGCCACACUUCAUCAUCGCUACGCCUGGUCGUCUGGCACACCAUAUAAUGAGCAGCGGGGAAGACACCGUUGGGGGACUCAUGAGAGCCAAGUACUUGGUCUUGGAUGAAGCCGAUAUUCUGUUGACCAGCACUUUUGCUAAUCAUUUGGCCACGUGUAUAGGUGCCCUACCUCCCAAGGAUAAGAGACAAACUUUACUAUUCACUGCUACCAUAACAGACCAAGUAAGGUCACUGCAAGAUGCUCCAGCACAAGGGAAUAAACCUCCAUUAUUCGCUUACCAAGUAGAAAGCGUGGAUAACGUUGCCAUCCCGUCAACAUUGAAAACAGAGUAUAUCUUGGUUCCAGAACAUGUGAAAGAGGCGUAUUUGUAUCAGUUGUUAACGUGUGAAGAAUACGUAAACAAAACCGCCAUAGUAUUUGUAAAUAGAACGAUGAGUGCGGAAAUCCUAAGGAGAACUUUGAAACAGUUGGAAGUCAGAGUGGCAUCGUUGCACUCUCAAAUGCCCCAGCAGGAAAGAACGAACUCGUUACACAGAUUUCGCGCUAAUGCGGCCAGAGUCCUAAUCGCUACAGAUGUCGCAUCCAGAGGUUUGGAUAUCCCAACCGUCGAGCUUGUAGUCAAUUACGAUAUUCCUUCAGACCCGGAUGUAUUCAUUCAUAGAUCCGGUCGUACUGCGCGUGCUGGUAGAGACGGUGACGCCAUAUCCUUUGUCACCCAAAGAGACGUUUCCAGAAUAGAGGCCAUCGAAGACCGUAUCAACAAGAAGAUGACAGAGGCAAACAAGGUCCAUGACACCGCCGUUAUAAGAAAAGCAUUGACCAAGGUAACAAAGGCGAAGAGGGAGUCGCUGAUGGCAAUGCAAAAGGAGAAUUUCGGUGACAGAAGGAGACUACAAAAGCAGAAGCAGAUGGACAGCAAAAGUAUGCGUUCCUGA